Messenger RNA from Colletotrichum tamarilloi, 2400 nucleotides. RefSeq names its product C4-dicarboxylate transporter/malic acid transporter. Gene Ontology annotation, biological process: malate transmembrane transport. The transcript is spliced from 9 exons. Gene Ontology annotation, cellular component: membrane. The coding region runs from base 1 to 2400 and encodes 799 amino acids. The record is from RefSeq and is a predicted model, not a curated record. Gene Ontology annotation, molecular function: malate transmembrane transporter activity. NCBI's taxonomy places the organism in Eukaryota, Fungi, Ascomycota, Sordariomycetes, Glomerellales, Glomerellaceae.
AUGGCCCCCACCCAUGAAAUGGUAGCCAACUGCGGCUACCAGACCCCGGAUGAACACAGCAAUCGUCCCUCGUACUUUGCUACUCCGAACGAAUCUCCUUUGGCAUCAUUGCCCUUACCUAGAUCUCCUUUGAGACGGCCCCCCUUUGUUCCUCGCUCCUCUCAUGGACCAGCCUUUGAAACGGAGGAUAGCACGGCGAUGCCUGCGGCCGAGCGGCAGGCAGAGUCGAAUGAGUCUAGUCCAAACAACGCCAAACCUACGCUGGAGAAGCAUUUUAGCUUGGGCAAAGUAGGAAUUCGAGAUCGGAUCGCCUGUCAUACCUGGACUUGGUUCACUAUGACGAUGGCAACCGGAGGAAUGGCGAAUGUGAUACACUCUCUCCCCUACCAAGCUGCCUGGCUCAACGGCAUAGCCGUAGCAUUUUUCCUGCUCAAUGUUAUGCUCUUCAUCAUAAACUGUGCCCUCGCCAGUAUUCGAUUCAAAUCCAGACCAGGGGCCCUCACCCAUUCAUUCACAGACCAGACGGAAUCGCUCUUCAUUCCUUCUGCUGUUGUCUCUUUCGCCAUCAUAUCGAUCAACAUAUGCCAGUUCGGUGUGCCGCAUGUAGGGCCCUGGCUCCUUAGAAUCAUGCAAAUUCUGUUCUGGUUCUACAUAGCCUUAAGUGUGCUUGCUAGUGCCACUAUUUACCUGAUUCUUUGGUCGACAUUGAUAUUUCCCAUUCAUACCAUGACUCCUACCUGGGUCUUCCCAGCCUACCCUUUGCUCCUCACGGCACCUUUUGCGAGCAACCUCAUACAAGCUGCUGUACAAACGAACCAGCAGGUCGUCACUCUCAAUAGGACUGCCAUUGCUCUCUGUGCAGUCGCUACUCAAGGCGCGGGCUGCUUGAUUGCCUUUAUGAUCUCUGCUGCCUUUAUCUAUCGGCUGAUGACGCAGAAAUUACCGCGGGAUUUUCAACGUCCUGGUGUGUUCAUUUCUAUUGGGCCAUUUGCCUUCACGGUCGGAGGCUUAGUUCAACUCGGCAAUUCCGCAGACAAAAUUCUGCCCAGCAAUUUCCUGGGCACCGACCUUGCCGUGCCCAUCAUCAAAGUCAUGUCAGUCUUGAUCGGGCUAUGGCUCUGGGGUCUGAGCAUGUGGUUUUUUAUCGUCUCCGUAGGAUCACUUUGGAAGUAUGUGCGGCCAGAGAGCAAGAUGCCUUUCCAAAUGACAUGGUGGUCAUUUGUCUUCCCGAACACUGCACUUGUUACGGCCACGACUGCGCUUGGCAAGGCUUUGCAGAAUAACGGAUUGCAGAUAUUUGGCUGCGUCUUCGCAGCGUGUCUGAUAGUCAUAUGGUUUAUUUUGGAAGCAACAAUCCAACCCAAAUCAAGCCAUGUAGCAGACGAUUUCCUGCAGAGCUUCCUGGAUCCUUCUUUUGACCCAGCGGCAUAUCUGAAUGCUACUCUGCCACCGCUUCAACAUGGUGGCUACCACUCAUCACGAAGCAAUGGCAACGGUCAGGCCGUCCCGCUGGCCGACUUGUCCAACGAGGCGCAAACGCUGCUGUCCCAGCUCAACAUCCACACGACGAGGCUUUCCGGCACGUUGACCCAGUUGACGGAUGACAUCCUCCGGAGCGGCAGCCGGCUCGCCUACGAAGUCGAGCUCCUCCGAGGUGAGACCCUGAGUCUUGCUGAGACGAUGAAUGAGACGCUGCAGGAGGACAUCAAGAAGUUCGCGCCGAGUGGUGUGGAUCAGGAGGCCAAGGGAACGGUACCGAAGGCCGCGGACGGGCAAGAAAGGAGAGAAUCCGUGGGCGCCAGCAAGGCCGGCGACGACGAAGCUACGGCCACGGAGGGCAAGGCGGAAACCUCAGAACCACCCUACAUCAACCAGCUGCGGACGCUGACGGUGGUCCGCUCCCGCCUCGACACCGUCAUCAAGACCUUUGGAGACGCCAUGGAAUUCGUCUUCCCGCCGUCGGAGCUCUCGGUCAGCUCGUCCUUCCUCUCGGUCUCGGCGCCCGACCCGGGAGCGGAGCAGCACAGCACGGAGGAGAAGGGCCAGCAGGUGUUGCAGGGUCUGCGGGAUGAGAUCUCGCAGCUGCUGACCAAGUCGGAGGACCCUGUCAAGGGCAUCGAGAAGGCGGCGCAGCGGAUCGAGGAGCUCAAGGAGCUUAACAAGGUCUGGAAGGGCACGGCGGAGGAGAAGGGCAGGACAAAGUUCAUUGAGAGCCUGGCCAAGAUGGUGGAGGACCGGCAUCGGGAUCUCAUGAGGGAGGUUGAUCAAGCGAGCAGGAGGGAUGGGAAUGAGGGGCGGGCGAGGAAGGGGAGUGUUCAUGCUGAUGCCGCGGAGACCAAGACGUAUCUCGGGGGUUACGGCUUGAUGAGCCAGCUUCAGAAACUUAGAAACGGGUUGUAA